Messenger RNA from Amoebophrya sp. A25, 1192 nucleotides. The record is from the annotation of a GenBank genome assembly. NCBI's taxonomy places the organism in Eukaryota, Dinophyceae, Syndiniales, Amoebophryaceae.
AUGCCUUCGUCUCCCUCUCGUUUCGGCCAGAAGAAUUCCGGCACAAGCGCGAAACGCGCUAAGUUGGAUGGGACGGUGUAUCGAGGAUUUCAUCUCGCUCAAGGAGAAACCGAUAAAGCAAAGUGCACUGGCUGGAUAGAGUGGAGUAACUCUUUGAAGAAGUAUGUUUAUGGCUGACUAGGAACAAUACGACAUCAUUGUAUUUGUAAAUGUUCAUCUGCUUAAAAAGCGGAGCUGCUUGUACUGGUACUAGCACCAGAUAGACACCAGCUCACUAAACAUCAAUCUUCUUCAUCCCAGCUUUUUAUGCGCUAAGCGUUUUUUCUUCUUCAUCUAAUUUCUUUUUGCUAGCUCAGCGAAAGGCGAAAACGCAAGUGCAGGACCGGCAGGAUCAACCUCGAGCACGACUGUCGAGGCUAGUACUACAGCAACAGCAACUUCAAGCAGUGUCGCUACAAAUCAGGCAGAUGUAAAGAGCACAACUACAAUCGAGGCAAGCAGCACAUCAGCAGCGGCAGUGUCUAGUACAACGGAAGCGAAGACUACUUCGGGUUUUGAGUUCACUGGUUGUGAUGCUGGCUAUUGUCCUUCGGAUGAAUUUACAGACGAGGACUGCGUUUCAUCUGAAGAUGAGGAUGAGAAUUGAUGACAUUUAGUCACCUAGUUAAUGUCUGAACGUUCGAUAUUUCAGAAUUGUGAUGCACUUACCAGCAAUAGGAUAGAUUCGCAUGUUAGUAGAAAUUUUUCAAAGAAAUACAAUUUGUUGUGACAACUCAUAUUUUGUUGAAUUAAUCUGUGAUCGGAUUCGCUUGUUGAAAUACUUGUUGAUUAUAGGAGGUUUAGGUAGGUGCCAAGACUGGCAGUAAGAACGGAGGUACAAGGUGAAGUUUGAACUGGAACAUGUGAAAUUGUUGUUAAUGAAAACGCGUAUGUAGAGUUUGUUGUCGCGAUGAUUGAGGAUUUUUACUGUGGUUUGACGACGUUUUCGCUUGUAACAAAGGUGGGUGAAGAAAAGUCAUAUAGGCUACAACGGGCGUAAUAACCAAGAAAGAGGUACUUAGCCCGCUCGAAACUGCACUAUCUAUAAUAAUGUUCUUCUUCACCGUUCUUCUGUCCCUGGUGCGUAGCCAAAGAAAACAAACUGGGAGAGGCAUUAAAAGCUGUUGAAGAUUCGAGGAAAUUUUAAGUACAG